AAAGUGCGAGCGAGCGAGCGAGCGAGCGAGCGAGUGAUCCACGUCGAGAUCCACAGUCUGUCGGCCUCCCUACCUCCCUGCCUUCCUGACCGAUUGACCGACCUCCCUGGUUCUGAUGAGGUGGACCGAUUGAUGAGUCGAUCCAUUGAACUGGCCAGUUCCCGAGCGAUCGUGUGAUCGAGGACCCCGAGGACCCCGAGGACCUUGACUGAUAACCGUCUACAGACCUUGACGGGGCGAGGCCGGGAUUGGUUGAUCCAGCCCAUUCUUGCUGGCUGUCCAUCCAUCGUGUCUCCUGUGUAUGGGAGUGAGUGGGAGUGAGUGGGAGUGAGUGGGAGUGGCGACUCAGGAGCCGGAGCAUCAUGUCCGCUCAAGGAUCGACGUGGCCUUUGAUUCGGCUGGAUUUCCAAGUGUGGGGCCGAGUUCAAGGCGUGUUCUUCCGCAAGGUGAGUCCAUCCCAUCCGUGUCUGAUGCAGGUCUGAUGUCGUCCGCCCCAUCCGUGACCUUGGCCUUGGCCAUUCCCUUGAAAGACCAUUAGUGGGUGAAUAGGGAUUGGAUCCAGCUUUGUCAUCGUGGCGGUUAGCCUGGAUCGGCGGGUGCCAGGCCGGCCCUCAUCAUGGGCUCGUCCCACGAAUCGUACGUGCUCCGUUGGAAUGAGUUCCAAUCCAACAUGGCUCAAUGUUUCCAAGAAUUCCGCCAAGACGACGAAUAUCUGGAUGUCACCUUAAGUUGCGACGAAGAAGCCGGCGGCCAAAUCCGGGCUCACCGCGUCAUUUUGGCCGCCUCGUCGGCCUACUUUCGCCGCAUCCUAGCUCAAAACCCCGCCCCCCAUCCCAUUCUGUUGAUGCCGCCCAGCGUCACUUUGGGCCAAUUGGCCAAUCUUAUCGACUUCAUGUACAACGGCGAAGUGUGCGUCCUGCAAGAGAACAUUGACGCCUUUAUGAAAUUGGCCGAAAUGAUGAAGGUCAAAGGCUUGGUCGAGGAAAAAGCCCGGCCGCAAAUCCCUAAACUCCCGCCCGGCUUGAAUGUGCGGCGCCAACCCGUGGCCUCGCCCGCCUCGCACACCGCACGCGCCCCGCCCGUCUUGCCCUCGCCGGCCAAAAGAGCCCGACCCAAUCCGACUCGGGGAUCACUAGCGCCGCGCGGUCGGGGCGGAGCCGGGGCUUCCGGCGGGCGUCCGAGCUCGUCGCGGGCCGCACCCUUACCCCCGCCCAGUUCGGCCGCUUCGGCCGUCCACGCCGCGCCUCAUCUCGAGCCGGAGCCGGACUUUGAUGAUGGCUAUGACGACGCCCCGGCUUACCCCCCGGCCACGGCCAAAAACCCGGCCGGCCCAUCCGGAGCCACGGAUCGGGCCGGCGCUUCAGGCACGCGAUUGAUCGCUUUGCAAUGUCCCAAGUGUCCCAGCCGCUUGCCCGGCGUUGACGCCUUCAAAGAGCACAUGGAAAUGUAUCACGUGGAAGGAGACGAAGGCGCCGCGGGCAGUGGACUGGCCGACGUGGCCAGUGAGCCUGAACCCGUGGAUCAGGAGCACGCUUGUGACAUCUGCGGCAAAGUGUUGAAAACGCGUAAGACCCUGAUUAACCACUGCAAACGCAUGCACGGCGGUUUCGGCGAGGCCAAAGAGCCCGAAACGCCGGAGCCCGUGCCGGAGUCGGAACCGGCCGACCACUUCCCGGAACUCCCGCUGAACGAAAACGAACUUCUGGAUAGUGGCUCGCCGGAGAUGACCCGACCCAAGGGCCAAGCGCAAAAAUAUAAUAAGCCGCCCGCCGCUCCCGCUUCCGGAGCUUCCAGCCAGGAUCUGCUCGAGCCUCGGCCCUUCGGGGCUGGCACGCCACGUGGACCCCAACGACCCCCUCAAUCUCGACCUCAUAUGUUAGCGUCGCCGGCCGAUCUAGCCCACCCCUCUGGAUCCGGUGCCAAGGGCGCCUCCCGCCCGCACCCGAGCCAAGCUGAUUAUAGCAUGCGGGGCGCUCGACCCGAUAUUCGGAAAAUCGGCAUGCGAUUGGGUGGCAAGAUCUCCAUCUCGUCCAUGGAGUCCAGCUCACCUCGGCCCACUGCCGAUCGUAAGCAAGGCUUGAGCAUUACGAAGCUCAAGGGUGAGGGUGGGCCCGCCGGUCGUCAAAGCCCAGCCGCCACAGUGCUACAGCCUCGUCCCGGUCCCUCGAGAGGAUUGGGAUCGGAUAUGCCGCCCAUAGUUAAGCAAGAACCCCAUGAGCACUACGAGACGGCCAAUCCGAACGAGCAUUUGUAUGAGGAUGACUAUUCGCACGAUUCACAACCGGGUGGACCAUCCAAUUUGGCUUCGAGCUCUAACGCACCCCAGCAUCAAUACGGGCCGGACACGGGUCACGAGGUGAUGAGAGGCGACGAGGCCAAUAUGUAUCCGUAUGAAGAUGAAGAGGAUUAUGAAGGCUAUGACGAGGAAUCGUACAAUAAUUUGCCCGAGGAGAGCCAUUGAUUUUAAUACCCCCCUGCUCCUUCGUCGCAGUAGCCAGAACGGGAGGACUCGUUUAAUAAACCGCCUCAUGUUGCAUUGUCACUUCGACAAUUGACCCUCGAGUCACGUUCAUUCGUUCAUUUAAUUUCCAUCGCUCUUGUUUCUCUUUCUUUUUUUGUGAAGUGCACCCAAUCCGAAGCCAAGAAAGUCGGGGUUCGUGGCUGGAUUCGGAACACUCCCC
Tigriopus californicus is the source of this 2681-nucleotide messenger RNA. RefSeq names its product zinc finger protein chinmo-like. The coding region runs from base 617 to 2461 and encodes 614 amino acids. The transcript has 2 exons. Lineage: Eukaryota; Metazoa; Arthropoda; Copepoda; Harpacticoida; Harpacticidae. Gene Ontology annotation, biological process: regulation of transcription by RNA polymerase II. The record is from RefSeq and is a predicted model, not a curated record. Gene Ontology annotation, cellular component: nucleus. Gene Ontology annotation, molecular function: protein binding.